Molecule: messenger RNA, 880 nt
Organism: Paramecium sonneborni
Lineage: Eukaryota; Ciliophora; Oligohymenophorea; Peniculida; Parameciidae
Source: the annotation of a GenBank genome assembly
AUGAUAAUAGUAUUAUUAUUAUUACUUCCAUUAUAAAUAGAAACAUGCAAUUAUCUCUGUUUAAAUUUUGAUUAGAAUAACUCUGAAAAAUGUUUGAGUUGUUCUCCUAAGAAAAUUGAAUGUAAAUAAUUAAUGCAUUUGUUAAUAGAAUUAUCAAGAACAAUCUAGUAGUUAAAAAGUCAUAUUUGUUUCAAAUGUAAUUCUAAUUUGUCUUACUUGCAGUUUUGAUAAUCUAAAUAAAUGUUUAAGUUGUGGAGAUCCAAAUUUAACUAAUAGAAUACUAUUUAAUGAUAAAUGCUAAUGUUUAGAAGGUUUCUUCGAAAUUAAGACUUAAUAUGGUUAAUUAAAAUUACUCUUAUCUAAUGAAGGUCAGUUAUAUAAAGAAGAAAUAAUUGAUUCUUUAAAUGGUGAGUUUUAUCAUAUUGUUGAUGACAAUUUAUUUUUUUUAGCAAUUAAGUAACAUUAACCUUAGGGGAUUGGUUGGGAUAUUGGAACUAAUUCAUAAAGUUAUGCUUAACCUUACUUUAGAGUGAUAAAUGGAAAAGAGUAUAAAUUCAAUCUAUUCUAACAUUUUGAUAAUGGGAAUUUAUUAAUUUAAAUUGUAAUAACUGAUGGUCCUCUAAUAUAAAAUAGAAUGGUCUUAAUUUUUUUAGAGAGAAAGUUAUCAGAGGAAGACAAUUAUUAUAUGCAAUGUUUCUGCUUGAUUAGUUAUAAAUCAGAAUCAAUUAUAGGAAAUGCUGAAUUAAGUUAAAUGUAGAUAACUUAAUGGGUUUUAUAAUUUCAUGUACUGAUACAAAUUGUUAAUAAUGUCGAUUUGACUCAGAAGGAAAUGAAUAUUGUGAAUAAUGUAAUCCUUAUUUCUCAUAUAAUUGGGAGUUGA